This is a messenger RNA of Penicillium pulvis, 1608 nucleotides long. Its product is annotated as putative F-box protein (Pof7). The record is from RefSeq and is a predicted model, not a curated record. Gene Ontology annotation, biological process: SCF-dependent proteasomal ubiquitin-dependent protein catabolic process. NCBI's taxonomy places the organism in Eukaryota, Fungi, Ascomycota, Eurotiomycetes, Eurotiales, Aspergillaceae. Gene Ontology annotation, molecular function: protein binding. The coding region runs from base 1 to 1608 and encodes 535 amino acids. Gene Ontology annotation, cellular component: SCF ubiquitin ligase complex. The transcript is spliced from 2 exons.
AUGGCAGACAACCCCGAGCUCGAAUCAUUCCGUCGCAAGUGGCGCGAGGAAGUUGCUGGUAGAUCUAAACCUAGAGCUGCCCCUCCCUCUGUGGCUCGGGACCCGCAACCGACAAGAUUCCCACCCAGACAACAUGAGGCGUCUCACCGCAAGGACCUUGAAGAAGAGGGGCCCCCGCCGGCAUCUUUCGAUCCCGAGGAACUGGCCCAACAGGUUGGGCAGCUUACCGUGAAACCAGAGGACGAGCAUGAGGAGGACGGAUUCACUCGUAAAGAUCAUCAUGAGCCCCGCUCAGCCCUGGAGCACUUCGAGCGUGCAGUUGAGAAGGAGGCCGCAGGCAACCUGGGUGAUAGCCUGCAUCAUUACCGCAGGGCCUACCGGCUAGACGCAAGUGUGGACAAGUCCUACCGGAAUAAGCACUAUGCCCACGUGUGGAAAAAGCCUACACAACCUGCACCCGGGACAGAAGCCGUUCCGGCCGAGGCUGUUCCUGCAAAAACCACGGCUUCUGUCGAAUCAGAAACUAUCCCUACUGCCGAGUUGGUUGCAUCAUUCGCGAACCUACCCAUUCCCCCGGCAGAAUCGCUCGUUGAAAACACUCCUCCGCCACCAUGUCCUAUCGCAAAGAUGCCUUCCGAAGUGAUAGGGGAAAUUCUGCAAUAUGUUGCGCUGCAAGAUCCGGCCACGUUUGGCCGAGUGGCUUUGGUUUGCAAGCGCAUGGCAUAUCAUUUCGCCCAUGAACAACCAAUUUGGAGAGCAGUAUGCCAGAACCCUGAGUUUGGAUUUGCUGGAAUGCAUUAUACAUUUGCCUGCGAUAUCUAUGGCAACCCAGUCUACACCCUUGAUGGCGUACGGUACACACCAUUCCCAGAAGGAGGCUCCUUUGAAAUCCCAAAGCCUCUUUCUUCAUGGAGUCAAGUGUUCCAAUCCUUCCCACGCAUUCGAUUCUCUGGUAUCUACAUCAGUACAGUCAACUACACCCGGCCCGGUGCCCAAUCAAGCCACCAGACCGUGUCCUGGAACAGUCCCAUUCAUAUUGUGACCUAUUACCGUUACCUUCGGUUCUAUCCGGACGGGUCUGUCGUUUCCCUGCUCUCAACCACAGAGCCGGUUGACGUGGUACCACACAUUAACAAGGAAAAUAUGAUGGCCGCCCGAGCUAUCUCCCAUAAGCAACAUCAGCGACAGCUUGCAGACCAAGGACAGUCCUUAUCUGGCGCAACUGAUCCUGUACCUGCAGUCGCGAUGAAUGCGCUGAGACACGCUCACCGCGGACGCUGGUGCUUGACUUCACCUGUUCCUCGCCCAGAAAAUUCAGUUGAAGAGGAGAAUACGGGAGCAGGUCCAAACGGGACCGAUGAAUCCUCAGACCCACGGGAUAUUGUUGUAGAGACCGAGGGCGUUGAUCCAAAAUACGUCUUUACUAUGCACUUGAGCUUGCGGUCCCCAUCUUCAUCCAAAUCCCACGUGAACCCGUCAAAGAACACAAAGCUGGUCUGGCGCGGCUUCUGGAGUCACAAUAAGCUCACUGAUGACUGGGCAGAGUUUGGUCUUCGUAACGAUCGGGCAUUCGUCUUCCGACGCGUGAGAGGCUGGGGAAUCCAUUGA